Medicago truncatula (barrel medic) is the source of this 3069-nucleotide messenger RNA. RefSeq names its product subtilisin-like protease SBT2.2. The record is from RefSeq and is a predicted model, not a curated record. The transcript has 10 exons. Gene Ontology annotation, biological process: proteolysis. Bases 333 to 2885 code for a protein of 850 amino acids. Lineage: Eukaryota; Viridiplantae; Streptophyta; Magnoliopsida; Fabales; Fabaceae. Gene Ontology annotation, molecular function: serine-type endopeptidase activity.
ACCCAACAAGUACAAAGCUUUGCUUCCAGAUUCUCCAAACUAAACUCUUCACUUCAACUUUCUCUCUCUAAACUUAAAAAGUAACAAAAAGGGUUCUUCUUCAUUCACUCUUACACCAAAAAAGUUUCAUGCUUUAUUCACUCUCCACCAUCUAUCUCUUUCAUAAACAAAUCACAUUGUUAUUUUUUUUUUGGUGGGGGGUGUAGAAAGUAAGUCUUGAACUUGAGAAUGGUGCAUGUGUGUUAGUGAACAAGUUUCAAACUUUCUUCUUGAUACUUUCUGGGUUUGGUUUGGAUUUAACUGGGUCAUCUUCAGUUUUUCUAGAAACCCUGAUGGGGAAAAAUUAUAUGACACAUUUGGUGUUGUUUUUGUUGCUUUGUUUAGUGAUUUUUGUACCUUGUUUGUGUCAACAAGAUGGUUUUGAUAAUGCUACUACUUCUGUUUAUGUUGUUACUUUGAAACAAGCUCCUACUUCUCAUUACCAUGGUGAUGUAACAAGUUUGAAUGAUAAUGAUGGGUUUAAAGAUAGUGGAAGAACUCAAUUUCAGAAACCAAGAUAUGCAAAUAUUACAAAGACGGAUAAGAGAUUUAGCUCAUAUGUUACCCGAGUGCACGAUUCAUUGUUGAAGAAAGUGUUGAAAGGAGAGAAAUAUCUGAAGCUCUAUAGCUACCAUUACCUGAUUAAUGGAUUUGCUGUGCUUGUUACCCAACAGCAGGCAGAGAGGCUAUCAUGGAGCAAUGAAGUUGCCAAUGUGGUUUUGGAUUUUUCUGUUAGAACUGCAACUACACAUACUCCACAAUUUUUGGGUCUGCCACAAGGAGCAUGGUCUCAAAAUGGUGGAUUUGAAACAGCCGGAGAAGGAGUUGUUAUUGGGUUGGUUGACACCGGCAUAGAUCCAACACACCCUAGUUUUAGCGAUAGUAAAUCUGAAAAUCCGUAUCCUGUUCCUGCUCAUUUUUCUGGUAUCUGCGAGGUUACUCGUGAUUUUCCAUCUGGCUCUUGCAAUAGGAAACUUGUUGGGGCACGACACUUCGCAGCAUCUGCUAUAACCAGGGGAAUUUUUAAUAUGUCUCAAGACUAUGCUUCUCCCUUUGAUGGCGAUGGCCAUGGCACGCAUACCGCAUCUGUUGCAGCAGGAAACCAUGGGAUUCCAGUGAUUGUUGCUGGACAUCACUUUGGGAAUGCUAGUGGGAUGGCUCCUCGUUCACACAUUGCUGUGUACAAGGCAUUAUACAAGAGCUUUGGAGGAUUUGCUGCAGAUGUUGUUGCAGCAAUUGACCAGGCAGCUAUGGAUGGUGUCGACAUAAUAAGUUUAUCGAUCACUCCAAAUAGGCGUCCUCCUGGUGUCGCAACUUUCUUUAAUCCUAUAGACAUGGCAUUGCUGUCAGCUGUAAAGGCUGGUAUUUUUGUUGUGCAAGCUGCUGGAAAUACUGGACCAUCACCAAUGAGCAUGUCUUCUUUCAGUCCAUGGAUUCUUACUGUUGGCGCUGCCUCUCAUGAUCGGCUUUACAGUAACUCAAUAUUCCUAGGAAAUAAUGUGACGAUACCUGGAGUUGGACUUGCACCUGGAACAGAUGAAAACAAGCUUUACAGACUAAUUCAUGCACACGAUGCUUUGAACAAUGACACAACAGUCACUGACGAUAUGUAUGUUGGUGAGUGCCAAGAUGCAAGCAAGUACAAUCACGAUUUGAUCAAAGGAAACCUUUUGAUCUGCAGCUAUUCAAUUCGAUUUGUGCUUGGUAUUUCCACUAUCAAACGAGCUUCAGAAACAGCCAAGAACCAUAGUGCAGCUGGUGUUGUCUUUUAUAUGGAUCCUUAUGUGAUUGGUUUUCAGCUUAACCCAGUUGCAAUGAAAAUGCCUGGCAUAAUAAUUCCAUCUACAAAUGACUCAAAGAUUUUAAUGCAAUACUACAAUUCUUCGUUGGAAAUAGAUUCGGUUUCGAAGAAAGUUGUUAAAUUUGGGGCUGUUGCUGCACUCUGUGGUGGACUAAAAGCAAACUACAGUUACGGUGCCCCAAAGGUUAUGUAUUACUCUGCCAGAGGACCGGAUCCCGAGGACAGUCUUCCUCGCCAAGCAGACAUUUUAAAACCUAACUUGUUAGCUCCUGGAAAUUUUAUAUGGGCAGCUUGGAGUUCUCUUGGAACUGACUCAGUUGAAUUUCAAGGGGAGAAUUUUGCUAUGAUGUCUGGCACAAGUAUGGCUGCACCACAUAUUGCAGGUCUUGCUGCGCUAAUUAAGCAAAAGUUUCCAAAUUUCAGUCCCGCGGCCAUUGGUUCUGCACUUUCGACUACUGCUUCUCAGAAUGACAAGAGUGGUGGACCAAUAAUGGCUCAGCGAUCAUAUGCCUUUCCAGAUCUAAGCCAAACUCCAGCUACUUCUUUUGACAUGGGAAGCGGUUUUGUGAAUGCAACUGGAGCAUUGAAUCCGGGUUUAAUCUUCGAUACCAGUUAUGAUGAUUACAUGUCAUUUUUAUGUGGUAUCAACGGUUCAGCUCCUGUGGUACUAAACUACACUGGUCAAAAUUGCGGCAUCUAUAAUUCAACUCGAUAUGGUCCUGAUCUAAACUUGCCGUCAAUCACUAUCGCAAAGCUAAACCAAUCUACAUCGUUGCAAAGGACAGUUCAAAACAUUGCUGGAAAUAAUGAAACAUACAGUGUUGGUUGGAGUGCUCCUUUUGGUGUCUCGGUAAAAGUAACUCCGACUCACUUUUCUAUUGCCAACGGCGAAAAGCAAGUGUUGUCUGUGAUCUUGAAUGCAACUGCUAAUAAUUCUGUUGCUAGCUUUGGGAAGAUUGGUCUGUUUGGUAAUCAAGGCCAUGUUGUUAACAUUCCUGUUUCAGUUAUUUUUAAAAUCUCAUAUAAUAACAUCACUACUAGCUAACUAAUAGAGAUUGAAAUUUUUUGUUGUUUAAAGUAAUUAAUUAUUUAGUGUAUUUAUGUGUUUUUUGUAGUAUUUUUUGGAGUCUCGAAAUGUAUUAACUCUUUAUUCAUUCAUUAUUAUGUAAAGCUCUUAUAGGUUUUUCUUGUAUAAAAAUAGAUGUGAUCAGUCCUUGGAUCAGGGUUUA